AUGACCAUGAACAUAGCUGGGCAUCAAGGUGGCGGCGGGGUCCACCUGCACCUGCACGUCGCUGCUCGGCUCAGCGCAUGGCUGUUGCUGCUGCUGCUCCUCCCCAUCGACAUUGUUGAUGUUGAGCAAGUAGUCGACGUUGGACUUGCCCAACUCGCCUCCGACCAUCCGGGGAUCAUCCAUCGUCGGGUAAGCAGUAGCACCGGUGAAGAUGGCGCCGGCGGGGUCCUGCAUCUGCUGCACCUGCACGUCGCGGAUCACCUUGGUUGGCGGCGCCUCGGGGUGAUCGCCUGUCGCCGUCCUCUUGGUAUUGCAUUUCUUCUUGGCCAGAGACGAGGACGAACGGUGCACCUUGCACAGCACGUGGUCGCCGCCGCCGCCCUGGGUGUCGUCGUACUCGGUCAUGUGCCAUCCCAUCCUGUCGAAGCGAUGGCGAUGCCGACCCGACGUCCCCUCGUCCUCCUUCUCCUUGCGGCCGUAGGAUAA
Zea mays is the source of this 486-nucleotide messenger RNA. RefSeq lists its product as uncharacterized. The record is from RefSeq and is a predicted model, not a curated record. The transcript has a single exon. NCBI's taxonomy places the organism in Eukaryota, Viridiplantae, Streptophyta, Magnoliopsida, Poales, Poaceae. The coding region runs from base 1 to 486 and encodes 161 amino acids.